Messenger RNA from Volvox carteri f. nagariensis, 657 nucleotides. RefSeq lists its product as uncharacterized. The record is from RefSeq and is a predicted model, not a curated record. Bases 1 to 657 code for a protein of 218 amino acids. Lineage: Eukaryota; Viridiplantae; Chlorophyta; Chlorophyceae; Chlamydomonadales; Volvocaceae. The transcript has 5 exons.
AUGGUGGUACGGCAUGUUUGUUUCCAGACGUCAGGUGCUGUUUACAGCACACCGUACAGCCUUUCAGCGGCCAGCUGCUACAAGAUCAUCCACAGCUACAUUGAUGGUGGCUGCUACAAGAAGGCUGCCGAGUGGACUGACCCGCUUCAGCUUCAGAUCAGCAUUGAGGUUACACACCAGCUCGCCUUGGAGCCCCGUGUUGGUCUGACAGCUGCAGACCAUUGUUUCAAUAACAUCAUUGGCAUGCGGAUCCCCAAGGGUGAAAAAGCCGAGGCCCUUGUGUGGAAGCAGAAGGACUGGGCCUUGUGGAUGGCCCACGUGCCGCUUCACUUCUUUAAGGACCAUCGCCGGUCAGCGCAGUGUGUGCAGGAGAAAUCUUUUUUGGUUGUGAUGAAGUUGCCAGCGAGCAUCGAGUUGGGCACCCCCCCCGACGACAUGCCAGCCCCCAAAUGGCCUGCACCGGGCGCUGUCCCUGCCCGUCGGCCAAACCUGGACCCCGCACCAGCCCCAGCAAAUCUGGCCACACAUCGGAAACAACCAGCCUGUCCCACGUUGGCGCCAGAAGGCCGCAAUCAUGCUUUGGCAACCACCAACACCGCGUUCAUGGAUAAUGCCGUCACGGAUCUGCUGUGCGGCAUUAAGGUGGCGGAUGACUAA